This is a messenger RNA of Entamoeba dispar SAW760, 333 nucleotides long. RefSeq lists its product as uncharacterized. The transcript has a single exon. Lineage: Eukaryota; Evosea; Mastigamoebida; Endamoebidae. Bases 1 to 333 code for a protein of 110 amino acids. The record is from RefSeq and is a predicted model, not a curated record.
AUGUGUUAUGUAAAUUCACAACCAAUUGAAGGCUGUAAUAAUACAAAAUCAGAAGAAGAAAUAAAAAAAUUAAUCAAAUGGGCAAGAGGAUUACCAUCAAUUGAUAAAGAAGAAAUCAAUAAAUUAAUAAAUGGAUACAAAGAAAUUAUUUAUGAAGAAAAAGAAGAAUGUGAAACAAUACUUAAGAGAACAUAUAAAAUAACAAAAUAUAUAAGAUGUAAGAAAGUAAAGAAUGGUGGAGAAGUUAUUUAUGGUGAAAGUACUGAAAUUUGUAGUAGAAUUAUAACAGAAAACAAAUAUAAUAAAGAACCAUCAGAAUGUGUAGUGGUGUAA